Molecule: messenger RNA, 9673 nt
Organism: Lymnaea stagnalis (great pond snail)
Lineage: Eukaryota; Metazoa; Mollusca; Gastropoda; Lymnaeidae
Source: the annotation of a GenBank genome assembly
CGUCUUGCCGCCGCAGGAAAUGAGAUUUUUUGAAGGUCCGCCCGCGGCUAUUUAUGGCAUAAAAGUUGAGAACCUUGUCAAGGUGUGUACCUGUCAGACACAGAAGAUAACGUUUUGAAAACAGGGGCUCUCAAAAGUGGGCGGUACCGCCCUCACGGGCGGGUCGGUGAAAGGUUUGCGACUGGACCUUGAAAAGGGGCGGUGGUCAUUCUACAUUUUUUUUAUUAAAAUAAUAUAUUUCACAUAACGUUGACGCCAUAUAGAUGGUUUUGAUUUUGGGUCACAAAGAAGAGUCGAUGAAAGGUUGAUUUAUUUUAUUUUUGUGGCCACAUGACGACGAGAGAAAAAAGACCGUUUGACUAAGUCACGUCAUACGACGAAUUUCCUUUAUUAGGAAAGUCAUGCGAGCUGGCACCUCUAAGACGUGUAGUUUUAAAUGGACUUCACAGAUAAUCAGAAUACUAACGAGCAUUCUUUGCUAUGCAUUUAUUUUAAAAUAAAAAGAGGUUGGCUUGAGUGCAUCACGUGAUAUAACAUUGUUUUGAUUGAUAAAUUGGAAAAUUUCCUUAAAGUCAGUGAAUCAUUCAUCCUAUCAUCUUUGAGUGAGCCUCUAUACCUCAAGGCUGAGAAUAAGGGAGAUUAGUUAUAUGGCGUAGCAUAAGUGGGGUGGGAGGGGUGGGGUUGGAGGGUAUUUCUACUUGGUGGAUUUACCACAUCCUUCCAUUCGGAUCGAUCUUUCAACCACAUCCUUCCAUUCGGAUCGAUCUUUCAACCACAUCCUUCCAUUCGGAUCGAUCUUUCAACCACAUCCUUCUAUUCGGAUCGAUCUUUCAACCACAUCCUUCCAAUCGGAUCGAUCUUUCAACGUCAUCUUUCCAUUGGGAUCGAUCUUUAAACCACAUCAUUCCAUUCGGAUCGAUCUUUAAACCACAUCAUUCCAUUCGGAUCGAUCUUUCAACCACAUCCUUCCAUUCGGAUCGAUCUUUAAACCACACCCUUCCAAUCGGAUAGAUCUUUCAACAACAUCCUUCCAUUCGGAUCGAUCUUUCAACCACAUCCUUCCAUUCGGAUGGAUCUUGAAACCACAUCCUUCCAUUCGGAUGGAUCUUGCAACCACAUCCUUCCAUUCGGAUGGAUCUUUCAACCACAUCCUUCCAAUCGGAUCGAUCUUUCAACCACAUCCUUCCAUUCGGAUCGAUCUUUUAACCACAUCCUUCCAUUCGGAUCGAUCUUUCAACCACAUCCUUCGAUUCGGAUGGAUCUUGCAACCACAUCCUUCCAUUCGGAUCGACACAUGGCUUUCCGGCUCCACUCGCAGACCCCCAGCAGGCGUAAGUUCUUCUCUACAUCGUUGACCCAUGUCAGUCUUGAUCGACCCGUGAGCCUAGUCAACCAUUACUAAUACCUCCAUCACAAUAAGAAAAACUAACAGUCAAGAUGAUCGAUAUAUAUAACUCUUGCUACAUAUUAUUGUUUUUACUAAGGUACAACUGGAGUAAAUCAUUCAACAUAAUAUUUAAAUUGAUACAUUAACAAUGAUUCAGUUGAAUUUUUUAAAAAUUAAUUAUUCACUAAUAUGUUACAAUGUUACAUGAAGUUGUAUUCGUUAUAUCUAAUAGAGGGUCGUGACAAUUUUAUUUUAAAAUGCUUAUAAAUGGGUCCGACGGGAUGGGAAAAGGGGGGAGGGGAUGGCGCUGAUGGCUUUUUUAUGGGCCCAAAGGGGGCGGUGGCCGAAACAAUUUUGAGAACCACUGUUUAAUUAAUUUUCAUUUUUUUUAAACCUUUUCAAUACGUUUGAAUUCAUGGCACAGAGAUAAAUGUGUUUCUGUGACGACAGUCGAGGACAUUGACUGAUUUCAAGGAGAUUAAUCAUGUAAAUUUAAUGUCUGAAAUAACCAUCAUUAUUUUAGGCGAGUGUGUUGUUCAGGAAUGGUCUAAUCAGUUCAAUGUAAAAAGGCAAUAUGUCAUGAAAUCAUCUAAAUGUUGGUGUCAUCUUAAAUAUAUAUUUUAAACAAAUCUAAUAAAUGUAUAUAUUUGAGUAAUACUUUGUAAAAAAAAUAAUAAUUGAAAAGUACCGGAGCUAUCUGUGAACACGUAACUCGAAACAGGGCGGUUUUGAAGUGCUGGCAGUAUUAGGUGGUCAUGUGCAAAGGAGUGACCAGCACGCCAAAGAUCUGUGCCUCGCGAUGUUGGUGACGUCUAAGAACAAGAGGGGUGAAAUGUGUCAAGGAUCGAGGAGGUGCCUUAACUCGGUGACUGUGUUUCAGAUGUAUAGGAGAAAGGUGAUCGUGGCAGGGGCGCACCUGAACUUCUAUGAUGGCGAGAUCACAGUGCUGCUGGGCAACAAGGGAGCAGGGAAGUCCACGUUGAUUUCCAUCAUUGCAGGUACGGGAAGGGGGGGCUGUGUUAUAGGAGGGGGGAUGGGUUACCGCUCCUAGGACUGAAGUGGCAGCUCUGGAGAUUUCUUUGAAUUUUGAGGUGAUCCGGGGCUAGGGUUAGGAUUGGGAUUUGGGUUAUGGUUAGGAUAAGGGUUAGCGUUUGGGUAAGGGUUAUGGUUAGGGUAAGGGUUAUGGUUAGGGACAGGUUUAUGGUUAGGGUAAGGGUUAACGUUAGGGUUAGGGUCAGGGUUAGUGUAAGGGUUAGCGUACGAGUUAGGUUUAGUGUUAGGGGUUAAGGAAAAUGGUUAGGUUAGGAUAAGGGUUAGGGUUAUUCGUAUGAAUUGUUAGAUGAUCUGGUGUGACUUGUUUGCCUUUAGUUUGAUGAUUAGUUUUUUCAAGGACACAAAGUUGAAGUUUUAUAAUAUGAAUUUUGAUAAUUUUUCUUAAAGUAUUUUUGAAAAAUGUAUAUGAAAGUCAUGUUUUGAUAAAAAUUCAGCGUCGAUUGAAUGCUAUAAAUCAUACUAGGAUGCACUCCAUUGUGGACAGCUGUAUCUGAGCUUUGAAGGAAUUCCUACAUUUAAAAAAUAAAAAUAUUUAAUGACAACUUGUCAGGGUCCGAGUUCUUGUCAUUCAAGUCCUAAUUCCACCUGUCUUCAUUUUAGCACUAAGUGGCGGCACCUUCUAUUGCGUCGCGUGCCAGUUCACUAAAACAGGAGUAUCGCCAUUUUGCAGGGGCGGUCAAUCCAACCAGGGGGACGUCAGCCAUCAACACAGCUUACAGCACCAACACGAAGGCCAUCAAAGCCAGGGAGAACAUCGGAUACGGUCCACAAGACCACCCUCUGAUCCCCUACCUGACGUGCUAUGAACACCUGGUCUUUCAUUACAAGGCGAGUAAAUGACAGGAAUUGGGGGGGGGGGGUGUAAUGGUCCUGACAGCUGUGGUAGAACAGCCAUGACGAUGAUUGGGGCCAAAACCAAUUUUGGGGGUAACAACAAACCGUAACCAUUCCUUUGGACGAUUUCUGGCAAGAGAGCGAAGGUCAGUUUCACACGCGUUAUCACCCUUGCAAUUAUGUCCGUCAUUGUUCAAAUUACAAACAAUUAUAUACGUAAAUUUUCAAGUUACUAGCAAUUGUAUCCGUAAACGUUCAAAUUACUAUCAAUUGUAUCCUUAAAUGUUCAAAUUACUAGCAAUUGUAUCCGUAAAUGUACAAAUUACUAUCAAUUACAUAUGUAGAUGUUCAAAUAACUAGCAAUUAUAUCAGUAAAUGUUCAAAUUACUAUCAAUUAUAUCCUUAAAUGUUCAAAUUACUAGAUAUUGUAUCCGUAAAUGUACAAAUUACUAGCAAUUACAUAUGUAUGUUCAAAUAACUAGCAAUUACAUCAGUAAAUGUUCAAAUUACUAGCAAUUAUAUCCUUAAAUGUUCAAAUUACUAGCAAUUGUAUCCGUAAAUGUACAAAUUACUAGCAAUUACAUAAUUUAGAUGUUCAAAUUACUAGCAAUUGUAUCCGUAAAUUUUCAAAUUACUAGAAAUUAUUUCCGACUUCUAAAAUAAUAUAAUUUUAUCUUGCUCCAUGCAAUAAACCCCAAAUGGAAGAGAUAUACCAAUUAACACUUCUAGUGCCUCUAUUGUGACGUCAUGUUCUCCUGCCAAAGUUAAAGACUUGUAGAUUUACACCCCUGGGAAAACACACAAAUAAUUUUUUUCCUCGAUUUGUUACAGUUGCGAGGGGAAUACAAAACCGCAGGGGAGGAGGAGUUGGUCACCCUGCUGGCAGGUGUCGGGCUGUCAGAGAGGGUUGACGAUCAAGCCGCGUAUCUGAGUGUUCGUGACCAGAGGUUCCUGCAACUUGCUUGUGUUUUCUGUGGUAACCCUAAGGUAAUCUUUCAUGUUGCUCGUGUUUUCUGUGGUAACCCUAAGGUAAUCUGUCAUUUUGCUCGUGUUUUCUGUGGUAACCCUAAGGUAAUCUGACAUGUUGAUCGUGUUUUCUGUGGUAACCCUAAGGUAAUCUGUCAUGUUGCUUGUGUUUUCUGUGGUAACCCUAAGGUAAUCUUUCAUGUUGCUCGUGUUUUCUGUGGUAAUCCUAAGGUAAUAUUUCAUGUUGCUCGUGUUUUCUGUGGUAAUCCUAAGGUAAUCUGUCAUGUUGCUCGUGUUUUCUGUGGUGACCCUAAGGUAAUCUUUCAUGUUGCUCGCGUUUUCUGUGGUGCCCUAAGGUAAUCUGUCAUGUUGCGUGUGUUUUUUGUAGUAACCCUAAGGUAAUCUGUCAUGUUGCUUGUGUUUUGUGUAGUAACCCUAAGGUAAUCUGUCAUGUUGCUUGUGUUUUCUGUGGUGACCCUAAGGUAAUAUUUCAUGUUGCUCGUCUUUUCUGUGGUGACCCUAAGGUAAUCUGUCAUGUUGCUUGUGCUUUCUGUGGUAACCCUAAGGUAAUGUGUCAAGACAGGAAUUUGACAGGGCCAAGCCAAGCAUAUGUCUUUACAUGGCGCCCUCUCACAAAACAAUAUUCAUAUUAAUAGCACAAAUUCUGCAUGUGAAAUUAUGAUUUUUUGUACGCCCGCUAAAGAUGGGCGGCUGACCCCCCUUUUACCCCCCACCCCCAAAACCACUCACUUUUUUUCUCAAGACCCUAAUCUUGUGUACCAAGAUCUCACUUUCAUUUGUCUAAAAAUAGUGUAGGUUUUACUGUGUUGCGCAAUCAAAAGAAAUAAGAAGAGAGAGAGAGAGAGAGAGAGAGAGAGAGAGAGAGAGAGAGAGACGGAGUGGAGACACAUAUUUCUACCUACUGUUAUCGCCCAUGAGAAAAUUAAGGCUGUCUGGCACUAAUUCUUGGGGGCCUCUGUCCUUUCUCAUAGAGUGUAACUGUCGGAUUGCUGUGGGGAUAUUAACACCCCAUCAUUGAAAUAAUUGCUUCUAAUGUAGACUAUUCUCCUUGACGAGCCAUCGAAGGGCCUGGAUGAGAACAGCAGACGUGACAUGUGGGAGUUCCUUAAACAGAUGCGCACCGGUCGCACCAUUUUGAUCAGUUCUGAGAGCGCCGAGGAGGCUGCGACUUUUGGCGACAGAAUAGCCAUCAUGCAGGAGGGGGUCAUCAAGUGCUACGGCACGCCGGCGUUCUUAAAGACAAUUUACGGUAAGAUCCAUUUAUUAAAGACAGUUUACAGAAAGAUCCAUUACUUGAAGACUAUUUACGAUAAGAUCCAUUUAUUAAAGACAGUUUACAGAAAGAUCCAUUUCUUGAAGACUAUUUACGGUAAGAUCCAUUUAUUAAAGACAGUUUACAGAAAGUUCCAUUUCUUAAAGACAAUUUACGGUAAGAUCCAUUUAUUAAAGACAGUUUACAGAAAGAUCCAUUUCUUGAAGACUAUUUACGGUUAGAUCCAUUUAUUAAAGACAGUUUAAAGAAAGAUCAAUUAUUUGAAGACAAUUUACAGAAAUAUCAAUUUCUUAAAGACAGUUUAUAGUAAUAUCAAUUUCUUAAAGACAAUUUACGGUAAGGUCAAUUCUUUAAAACGGUUUACGGUAAAAAAAAAAUCAACUUCUUAUAUACAAUGGCCCCUAUUCCCUGGCCUAACUCCAUAAUAGUGUGCUCCUACGGUUCAAGUAACGGGCCCCACAAAGAGGCCCUAUGAGUACCAACAAACAAAAAAAUGAAAUUUCCAAAGAUACUUCCAAAUUUCAGAAACUAAACUUUUAUUUACACUUUUUUGGUGCUCACCUGAAACGGAAGCCCCGGGGUGGGUGGGGGGGAGGGGUGCUGGAUCCCAAUCUGCCCCUCUUCUGCGGCUACUGGACUACUCACUAAAAACCACCAGUUACUUGAUAGAAUAUGAAUAACACCAACAUUCCAUGUCAAAUUUUCAAAAUAUGGUAUUGAAAUGACAAAUAAGUUUUGGUGUACUCUUGAAGGUUCUGGUUAUAAAGUAGACAUGGUCAGGGAUGAAGACUGUGACGUCAAGUUCGUUACAGACACGAUCACCUACCUUCACCCGGAAGUGCAAUUAUGGGUGAGUCAUCACACGCCACGGGCAACAGUCGUUGAGACUUGUUUCCAGGCAUGUCAAGUGAAUAAAUAGAGGAUCAAGAAAAGAUAUGUUUAGGGAUGAUAAAACUUUUUUUUUAAAAUGGUAGUGUAGUUUUUUUUUUUUUUUUUUUUUUUUUUUUUGGUUUUUUGGGAUUUUUUUUUUAACCGGGCAGAGUGUGUUUCACAAUCAUGGCUCCAGUCCUGCAGGAAUAUCGCCACUGAAUUAAAAAAAAAAAAUAUUUUGUGUGUGUGUGUGCAUAGAAAUAAAUAGGCAACAUAUUUAUUUGGGGGGCAAGGGUUUGGCAGAGGGAUCUUAUGGGAAUUCCCACACAUUUCCCCUAUGACUUGACCCCCCACCCCUCCUCUCCCUCGUUGCAAUGCAUUUUAAAAAGCUUUUUUUCCUAUACAAAUUCCUUUUACACAGUAAUGUUUUAAUUUACUGAGGGUUUUUUUUAUUUAUAAGGGGGGGGGGGGGUUAUGGGGGGGGGGGGGUUAUGGGAGACCAGGGCCGGUAACCUGGUCAAUACAUGUCGAAGAUUAACGCGUGAAAGGACAAGGUGCCUAACUUUCCUGACAAUUUCAUGGAUUGUACAGAAUCUUUUUUUUUUUUAAAGUACUUUUUUAAUUUUAUAAUAAUAAAAAGACCUUUACCAUCGGGUUAUUAUUGGAUUUAUUAUUUUUUAAUUCCUUUUUUUCUUUCUUUCAUCAUGAUAAGAAAAAUUCAGUAACCGAUUUGUGAAAAUCAACAACCGGUUUUCCCUUAUUCCCCCGGAGAGUAUUGUUCAAAGGUGCGCGGGGGGUGCAGUGGGGACAGAUGUCCCCGGGUGCCAGCUAGUUAGGGGCGCCAAAAUGUGCUUUGAUAUUAUGUCAUCGGUAAAAAUAAUGGGUUUGAGAGUUGAAAAAAAAGAAAAGGGGGGGCGCUUUAAAAUGGAUCUUGUCCGCGGCGCGAAUCUUGUCCCCGGACGGCAAACACCCUCGCUACGCCUCUGGAGACGGGCACUAUCGCGUGUGGUCUGCUUGCCAGGAGGCAUCCACGAAGUCACUCUACGGGGGGCAUUUUAGGGUUGGAAAACUUCUCAAGGUCAGGGUUCUUUGAAGCGUGUUCCGUUUUGUUUCGUUUCUAGGGCAUCAACUUGAAAGUUCUGCAGUACUACCUGCCGGAGGCCAACAUAUUCUUUCUCAUCCAAGUGCUCCACCUGCUGGACAUUAAAAAGAAAACCCUCCGCAUCCAGUCGUUUGAGCUCAGCUUCACGCCCCUGGAGGAGGUGCUCGCCAAGUAAGGAGACUAGUCUUGUACCUUUACUAGCUGUCUUCUACCUUUACUACCUGUCUUGUACAGUUACUACCUGUAUUGUACCUUUACUACCUGUCUUGUACCUUGACUACCUGUCUUUUACAGUUACUACUAGUCUUGUACAGUUACUACCUAUAUUGUACCUUUACUACCUGUCUUGUACCUUUAAUACCUCUCUUGUAUAGAUACUACCUGUCUUGUACCUUUACUACCGGCAUUGUACCUUUACUACCUGUCUUGUACAACUGGAGGAGGUCCUCACCAAGUAGGAGACUAGUGUUGUAUCUUUACUACCUUUCUUGUACCUUAAUACUUGUCUAGUACAUUGUAGGAGGGCCUCACCAAGUAGGGGACUAGUCUUGUACCUUUACUACCUUUCUUGUACCUUAAUACUUGCCUAGUACAUUGGAGGAGGGCCUCACCAAGUAGGGGACUAGUCUUGUACCUUUACUACCUUUCUUGUACCUUAAUACUUGCCUAGUACAUCGGAGGAGGUCCUCACCAAGUAGGAGACUAGUGUUGUAUCUUUACUACCGGCAUUGUACCUUUACUACCUGUCUUGUACAACUGGAGGAGGUCCUCACCAAGUAGGGGACUAGUCUUGUACCUUUACUACCUUUCUUGUACCUUAAUACUUGCCUAGUACAUUGUAGGAGGGCCUCACCAAGUAGGGGACUAGUCUUGUACCUUUACUACAUUUCGUGUACCUUAAUACUUGCCUAGUACAUUGUAGGAGGGCCUCACCAAGUAGGGGACUUGUCUUGUACCUUGAUUACCGGUCUUGUACAUUUAUUAUUUGCCUUGUGCAAUUGGAGGAGGUCCUCACCAAGUAAGAGACUGUUAUAGUUUUGUACCUUGACUACUGGUCAUGUGCCUUUACUGGCUGUCUUGUACAGUUACUACCUGUCUUAAACAGCCACUUCUGUCUUGUGCAACUACUUCCUGUCUUCUUCAGCUACCUUCUGUCUUGUGCAACUAUUUUCUGUCUUGUACGGCUACUUCCUGUCUUGUACAGCUACUUCCUGUCUUGGACAGCCACAUCCUAUCUUGAACAGCCACUUCCUGUUGUGGGUGAUGCAGUCUUACCCGUUAAGUUAAUAUGGUGUAUCUAAGGUCUUGGGUGGAGUCGUAUGCGAUUAGCUCCAUGUAUGUUACUUUAAAAAUUACCGGGGGAAAUAUGUUCAUAAAUUGAAUAUUUUAUACUUCAGCUCAUGGCUAUUUAUGAAGUAAGAUGUCUUAACAGGGGCGUAGGAAGGGGGCGAUCCGCACCGGAUGGCACCUCUUUUUUUUUUUUUUUAUUUAGAGUGGUGUAAUUUUCGUCCAACAAUAGAAAUUCUAUUUGUUGUGUAAUGUCGCGCAUGAGAACAAGAAUUCAAGCGAUACAUUUUCUUUUUUUUCUGAACAGAGUCAGGGAUGGAUAUGAGCCCAAACCUUUACCUCCAUGUGAUCAGUGAGUUGGAGAUUUAUAUUUAAACAGUUCCGCCCUUGAGACGAUGGACUCUUGGGCCUUUCCUAGUCAUCAUCUACUUAUGAAGAUGCUUCCCGUACACUAAGACAGCAAGGACCCACCAAAAACCUAGGGCAUUAAGUGUACAAUAGGAAUAUGACUUAAUUAGAAAUAUUAUAAUUGUCUCUUUUACUUUCGCCCUCCCUCCCUCUGGCCUUCGACACACACAUAAACGCAUUUACAACACACACUCCCACAUUUACUCUUCUCUGUCUACAGCCAAUCUCCUCUACUCUGUCUACAUCCAAUCUCCUCUACUCUGUCUACAGCCAAUCUCCUCUACUCUAACUACAGCCAAUCUCCUCUACUAUGUCUACAGCCAAUCUCAUCUACUCUGUCUACAGCCAAUCUCCUCUACUCUGUCUACAGCCAAUCUCAUCUACUCUGUCUACAGCCAAUCUCCUCUACUCUGUCUACAGCCAAUCUCAUCUACUCUGUCUACAGCCAAUCUCCGAAGCAAGUUUUACCCCC